AUGGGCAAGAAGAACAAGAACAAGAAGGCCGCGUCAGCGGCUCCUGAUAACGCAGCUGCUGAGGACGUUGUUGUUGAGGAUACCAACGUUCCGGAGACCCCUGUUACCCCGGAAACCGAGUCCAAGAAGGAGACUGUUGAGACCAACGGAUCUUCUCUGGAGGAGCAAGUUGCGGCUCUGAAAGAGCAGCUUUCGACAACCACAAAACGGCUGGAGGUGGAGCGAGAUGUGGCCGUGAAGCGCAAGGAGGCUGAAAUUGAUCAGUUGAAGAAAGAGAUGGAAAGCGGAGAUAGGGACGACAAGGUCAAUGAGGAGCAGGUGGCUCAGUUGAAGCAGCAGAUUGAGGAGUAUAAAAAGUCCAGUUCCCAAUCUGAGGGGGAGGUGAAGAAGCUGCAAGGACAAUUGGAAGAGGCUAAGAAGGGAGGAGAUAAGGAAGUGUCUGGGCUAAAAAAGGACCUAGCGGAGGCUAAAAAAGAGGUCGAAGAGGCUCAUAAGAAGACAGAGUCGUUGAAAUCACUUGAGAAGGAAGUAUCUGAGCUUAAACAGAAGUUGCAAGAGGCCGAGUUGGCGAAUUCUUCCUCUGACGAAGUCGAAAAGCUUCAGAAGAAGGUCUCUGAGCUUGAGCUGGCGAACUCUGACACCAGUACUACCAAUUCUACAGAAAUUACCUCCCUGAAGGAACAACUGGAGGCGAAAACGGAACAGUAUGAUAGCUUGCUGGACCGAAUCACACAAAUCAAAUCCACCCUGGGCGAACGACUCAAGUCGGAUGCCGCUGAGUUGGCAGACACACGUGAAAAGCUUGAAAAGGAGUCCGAGAAGGUUGCUCUUCUCAAGGACGAGCUCGUUGAGCAGUCUCAGGAGAGUAAGAAGCUUAACCAGGAGCUCAAACAGGCACGGGAGAAGUUCCAGAGUGAAAUUGACGGACUGUCACGUGAACGAGAUUUGUUGAAACGUGAGAUUCUAGUCGUCCAGGAGACCGCGAACAAGUCUCAGGGUGCGUCUUCCAAGUAUGAGAUUGCUCUUUCUGAGCUCAAGACGGUGAACUCAGAUCUGGAGACCCGAAACAGUGUUCUGCAAGACGAACUCACCGCCCUGAAGAAGUCGGUGCAAAGAUAUAUCGCAGAAAGGAAGGACCUUGAAGACCAGGUCGAAGAACUCAAGAAUGAGAAAACUUCCAGUUCGGGGGAGCUCGAGAAACAGAUUCUGGAACACAAGACAGUGUCUGACAGUCUUAGGAAGGAUCUGGAUAGCGCCCUCAAGGAGACAGAAGAGCUCAAGAGUGAAUGCAAGAAGCUGGAGGAUAAGCUGGCGUCUGCUUCAGACUUUGAGAAGGAAUCCAAGGACAAGUCUCUGUUGAUCGGAAAGCUGAGACACGAGGCUGUGAUUCUCAAUGAGCAUCUCACUAACGCUCUGCAGAUGAUCAAGAAGAGCUCAGAGGGUGAUACAGUCGAUAAGCAGCUGGUAUCCAACCUCAUUCUGUCCUUUGUCUCUUUAUCGAGAGGAGAUACUAAGAAGUUCGAGGUGCUGCAGUUGAUCUCCAAUUUCCUGGAGUGGGACGAGCAAGAAAAGGUCCAGGCUGGUCUUUCCAGAUCGUCUUUCGUAACAGAUGGAAAGCUAGAGAAAAGCAGUAGUUCCACUCAGUUGAGUGGACAAGGGGGGGAUAGACAACCGGCAGUUGGCUUCUUUGGCAAGUUUGCUGAGUUCUUGGAUCGGGAAGCAGGUAAGAAGUGA
Yarrowia lipolytica CLIB122 is the source of this 1734-nucleotide messenger RNA. RefSeq lists its product as uncharacterized. The record is from RefSeq and is a predicted model, not a curated record. Gene Ontology annotation, molecular function: small GTPase binding. NCBI's taxonomy places the organism in Eukaryota, Fungi, Ascomycota, Dipodascomycetes, Dipodascales. Gene Ontology annotation, cellular component: Golgi apparatus. Gene Ontology annotation, biological process: Golgi organization; endoplasmic reticulum to Golgi vesicle-mediated transport.